Drosophila ficusphila is the source of this 2172-nucleotide messenger RNA. RefSeq names its product protein FAM92A (gene Fam92). The transcript is spliced from 5 exons. Gene Ontology annotation, cellular component: ciliary transition zone; ciliary basal body. The record is from RefSeq and is a predicted model, not a curated record. Gene Ontology annotation, biological process: cilium assembly. Bases 94 to 1284 code for a protein of 396 amino acids. NCBI's taxonomy places the organism in Eukaryota, Metazoa, Arthropoda, Insecta, Diptera, Drosophilidae.
AUCUGAAUUUAAACGUUGUCUUGGUAACGGUCUUUACAGGAUUUUAUUGUCAAAAGAAAAAAAAAAAAGGGAAAUAGACAAAACAAAAUAAAAAUGUUUCGCCGUGGAAAACUAGCCUUUCUAAAUACAAAAGAUGACCGGAUUAAGAUAAUAAAUGAACGGAUCAAUCUUACAGAGCGCCAUUUAAUGGAGAUGUGUUCUUCGUUUGCUUUGGUUACAAGGAAAAUGGCCAAAUACCGCGAUUCCUUCGAUGAGUUGGCCAAAGGUGUAAAGAGUUAUGCGGAUGACGAGGAAAUAAACGAGAGUCUUUGCCAAGGGCUUAAAAGCUUCACAAAUGCAGUCACUAUAAUGGGCGAUUAUAUGGACAUAAAUGUGCACCGGUUGGAACACAAGAUUGUCAACGAGUUGGCGCAAUUCGAACAGCUCUGCAAGUCCACCAGGGAUAAUCUUCGCUUGGCUGUCAUAGCCCGAGAUAAGGAGGUCCUUCGUCAACGCCAAAUGCUAGAGCUAAAGUCAAAGUUCUCGGCCAACAAUAGUGCCGCCGAUUCGGAGCUAUUUAAGGCCAAAAUGGAAGUUCAGCGCACCAACAAGGAGAUCGACGACAUUAUCGGGAAUUUCGAGCAGCGAAAGCUGCGCGAUUUAAAGCAGAUCAUCAGUGAUUUCAUCCUGAUUUCCAUGAAGCAACACACCAAAGCGUUGGAGGUUUUGAGCGCUAGUUACUAUGACAUAGGAAAUAUCGAUGAGCGCGACGAUUUUCUGGAGUUCCAGAAGCUAAUGAAGACCAAGGAGGAACCGACUGCUCGCAAGGCGGCUCUUAAAAAAGGCCUGCGCUCACAAUCGAUGGAUAGUUUGGAGCACGAACACCUGGUUAGUCCGUUGAAGAGACAUCAGAAAUUAUCCAGAAGUACCAAGAAUCUGGGAGGAGCAGGAAUCAAUCAUGGGAGUAAAACUGAGCCCGAGGAGGAAACUGAUGAGCAAGAUGAAGAAGACGAUGAUGAUGAAGAUGAGGAAACCGAGCAAAGUGGCGAGGAGGAAGAGGAAUCUGGAACCGCAACGGAUGAUGAAAGGGAACCCACACAGCCGAGCAGUCAGGUUACUCCCCGCGAAAAUGUUUUUGGGGCAAAGAUACGAACCACUGGCAAAGAUGCCGCCGCACCAUCGUCCAGUGUUAGUGCAACUUCUGCUCCUUUAAAGCCCACCAGGCAGACCGUCAAGCAUCCUUUCAAGGCGGUGGCAUCCACCCAUGUAAGGUUGCAGAAGCAGUUUCACGUGCCCCAGCACUAGCACUGAAAUUACAGCCCAAAAUAGAGCUCCUAGUCAACUAGAGGUCACAUCAGUAUUGCAGACUAUACAAGUCACACAACCAAAAAUAUCAACAAUGCUCAACAUAAAUAAAUACUAAGAACCAAAUAAAGCUUAGCUCAUCAUCCCAACAGUUUCUUAUGCUUUCUUGGACCACACAAUUUUGUUUUAAAAUCGUAGAAUUUAUAAGCAUACAAAUAUAAUUAAUUUGAAGCUACCUACCUAUUGUUUAAAAACUACUUUAAAACUAUUUACCUAAACCUUAUAAUUUGAUUUGCAGUUAUUAAACUUUGAGUUACCUGCUUAAGUUUGUUUUUAUAAAGUAUACUUUUCUAAAUUCUACCCUAUUUAUUCCACGCCUCAUGUCUUCAAGCGAAGUGUUUAAAGCCACUAGUUCAUUCCGUUUAAUAAAUCGGUUCCCUUUUAUAAAUAUUUACUUUUACCUGCAAAUAGCAGAUUUGCAUACACUUUUAAUGGUCACGGCUCACGAUUUGCAUUAUUUGUCCCAGAUAAACAAGGCUAAAUAUAUGCAUAACAUAACUAAUCAAGCGGAAAUGACACUGUUCCCUCCCCUUUUCUAUUUUACCGCCCUAUAACUUUGCAGGUGAGAAGGCGAAAAUCGGGAGCAGGUCGCCUGGUAACCGUUGUUAAAUCGAAGUCCUGAACCCCCAAGCACCAGGGAUUUUACAAUUCUCGAAUUUUAAUUAUAAAUACGAACUAAACGGCAAUAAUUCAAAAUUAUUGGCCUUUGCUCACAAAAGAAUUACUUUACUUAAAUUAUGAUGCUACCCGAAUGGGAGAAACUUAAAACUAUGCAAUAAACGGAUGAGCAAAUGUGUUUUUUCGGAGCAACUGGGUGCGGAGGAGAUU